Messenger RNA from Anguilla rostrata (American eel), 3409 nucleotides. RefSeq lists its product as uncharacterized. NCBI's taxonomy places the organism in Eukaryota, Metazoa, Chordata, Actinopteri, Anguilliformes, Anguillidae. The record is from RefSeq and is a predicted model, not a curated record. The transcript has 3 exons. The coding region runs from base 71 to 2488 and encodes 805 amino acids.
CAGUCAGGAAUCAGACCCUGUGCCUCUGUCCAAUCAUGAAGCUAACCCUGCACCUGUGACCAGUCAGGAAAUGGACUCUUUACAACUGUCCAGUCAGGAAUUAGACCCCACACUCCUGUCCAAUAAGGAAGCAGAUCCUGGGCAUCUAUCCAAUCAGGACGUAGACACGACACUUGUAUCUAAACAGGAAGCAGACCCCGCAACUCUAUCCAAUCCAGAAACGGACCCUGCACCUCUGCCCAAUCAGGAAGCAGACCCUGUGCCUUUGUCCAGUCAGGAGACGGAUCCAGAGCCCCUGUACAAUCAGAAAGCAGACCCCGCGCCUGUGCUUUGCCUGGAAAAUGACCCUGAACCACAGUCCCAGCACCUGCCCAAUCAGGAAACAGAUCCAGUGCUGAUGGUGACGGACUCUCUGGCUCCUUCCCCUCCGGUUUGUGACUCCCCUCCUUCAUGUGCCCCCGUGGAACUGGACUUUCUGCACAUUGAUGAAGAAGGAGGGGAGUCAGCCCCACCCUGCCGCCUUGAGGCAUCAGUCGUCUUCUCCCAGGUGUCCCAGAGCAAGUCCCCAAGUCUGCCCCCAGCAGACGGGUCCGCCAAACCCUGUGCCCCCCUGCUGAGCUCCCAAACGGAGUUCCACAUGACUCCUCCCAAUGCAGACCCCACCUCUCCCACUACAGACCCGACCCCUCCCAUUGCAGACACCGCCCCUCCCACUAUACACCCCGCCCCUUCCACUAUAGACCCUGCCCCACUCAAGGUAGACCCCGCCCCUCCCGCUGCAGACCCCACCCCUCCUACUGCAGACUCCACAUCUCCAUCUGCAGACCCCGCUCUUCCCAAACAUUCUACUGCCCCCACACCCUCUAAUGUUGUUGUUGCUGUUGCCCCCACUGCUCCAAGUCUCUCCAUCCCUCCUGCACCCCAUAGCCUUGCAUCUGCCCCUGCUGAAAUGGCCUCUUGCUCAUCUCUAAUCUCAGCCAAUCAGAGCUACUCAGAGCUGGGUGACCCCGCAGGCCACGCCCCCUCUCUGGACAUGGCGCUGGACGAUCUGCUGGUCCUGGGCUCCUCCCGCCCAGGCGGGGGAGGGGACUGGGGCCUGGACCUGGAGGAGGAGGGCGGGGCAAGCCGGGACGAGACUCUCACCCCCCUGACGGAAGCCAGCUGGAUGGAGGACUCCCCCACGCCCAGCUCCUGCCCUGGGACCCCCGAAUCUGCCCUUGACCUGCCCCCGCACCAGCUGACCUCUAUGGACAGGACCUCUGCGUCCGGCCAUCUGAAGGCGGUGAUCCGGCGCUCUAAGGAGUCGGACUACGUGCACCCCAUGUACCGGGAGCGGGAGGCCCGGCGCCGGCGCAAGCUGGGCCCGCUCAUCUUCCACAAGAGCAGCUCGCAGGACCGGCUGAUCCAGGAGCUGCAGGGCCGGCUGGGCAUCGGCCCCGUGGAGCGCCCGCGCAAGCCGCCCGACGACUGGAUGACCGAGGGCGUCAUCGCCAUGUCCAACCCCCAGCGGUCCCGAGAGGGCCCCGGCCCCGCCCCCGCCCCCGCCCCCGCUCCUGCACCUGCUCGUGCCCCUGCUCCUGCUCCUGCCCCUCCCCCUGCCCCUGCUCCUGCUCCUGCCCCUCCCCCUGCUCCUGCUCCUGCUCCUGCUCCUGCCCCUGCCCCUGCUCCUGCUCCUGCUCCUGCCCCUCCCCCUGCUCCUGCCCCUGCCCCUGAACCUGCUCCUGAACCUGAACCUGCUCCCACUCCGACUCCGGAACCUGAGCCUGCUCCUGCUGUUCCAACACCUGCCCCGACCCCUGACCCCACACCUGUUCCACCUGCUCCUGCCCCUGCUCCACAGCCCCUGACGGUGGAUAAGAUGGUUCCACCAGACUCCCCUGGCCCAGUGAAGAAAGUUCUUCCUGCACCCCAGCCCUCCCCGGCUCCCCAGCGCCCCCCUCCUGUGGAGAAGCCCAAAAAGCCGCCCCCAGUCAGAGAGUCCCCGCCCCCUUGGCCCCUUCCCCCGCCCUCCCCUUCCUCUUCUCCUUUGGAGCCCCCUCCACAGCCCCAGAAACCACCCCAGCAGUUUUACAAGCUGGAUUACCAACCCCCUCGCCCCCAAAAGCAGCCCGUGUUCCGCCCUCCUCCUGUCCAGCCUGUGCCACGCCCUCCCCAAUACUAUACGCCCCCGCCCAUGCCACACCCACCCCAAUAUCAGAUGGCCCCGCCCAUGCCACACCCACCCCAAUAUCAGAUGGCCCUGCCCAUGCCACACCCACCCCAAUAUCAGAUGGCCCCGCCCAUGCCACAUCCACCCCAAUAUCAGAUGGCCCCGCCCAUGCCACGCCCUCCCCUGUACCAGAUGGUACACCCGCCUCUCCCCAAGAUGAGUGUGGGAUGCCAGACAGAUUAUGACCCCCUCUUCCCUCCGUUGAAGGCACGGACCAUCUGUCCGUCCGUCUGUCUGUCUGUCCCCGUCUUUCCGCCUUGUUUCUGUCUGCCCUGCUGAAGCUGGUUGCCCUAAGGGAGGGCAGGGUAGGGACAUAUUGUGGCUAUGUGUAGUGCUCUGUGAAGGUGUUAUGAAGCGAGCUAUGUAUGCUCUAUGGAGGAGUUAUGAAGUAGCAGCCUGCUUAUGAAGGUGCUAUGUAUGCUCUAUGGAGGAGUUAUGAAGUAGCAGCCUGCUUAUGAAGGUGCUAUGUAUACUUUAUGAAGGUAUUAUGAAGAGGUAACUCAUGCUCAUGGAGCUAUUUUGUGUACUCUAUGGAGGAGAGCAUCCUGCUUAUGAAGGCAUUUUAUAAACUCAGGCAGAUUUGUUAAGUGGUAGCAGGCUGCUUAUGAAGGUGCUUUGUAUGCUGUAUGGAGGCGUUAUGAAGUGGUAAGAGACUGCUUAUGAAGGUGCUUUGUAUGCUGUAUGGAGAUAGCAUUAGGUGAGCCUGUGGCGUAGUGGAAGGGUGUGGUUCAGAGGUGCAUAAUCCUGACAGUAGGGAUCUGCGGGGGGAGGGGGGGGGGGUUUGGUCUCGCUGUGUUUAUAUCUGCCAUGAGAAACACAUUCCUAUGAGCUGACGGGGGAAGUGAGGCAGAGCCUGCUGCUGCAAACAUGCCCUGACAGGGGGUGUGGCCUGGGGUGCGGGGAGCGGGGUGGGGGUGUGGCCUGGGUGAGGAAGGGACUUUGGUUUAAUGAUGUUAUGCCAAUUCCAAAUGCCAGCUGCUGAAGUAUUUUCCCCAAAGAGAACAAUACCAUAGAAAAGGAUCAGAAAUGUGUGCAGUGCUUUAAUGUCUGAGUGCGCAUGCAUUCGUUAGAAAACAAAUACGUCCAAAGGGAUGGGUCUCUGUGCAGAAUGUUGUGUUGUGUGUAUUUGUGUUGCGUGAUUAAUGUGGCUGCCUGAAUGCCCUCUGACCUUUGACCUGUGACCUGUGACCUGGCUCUGCU